GCUAACCUGACUGAUACGCGGGCAUGUACACAACUUAUCCAGUCAUACGGCGCUGACGAUCAAGUUUUGAUUUUCGCCUAUUCACGCCAUUCGAGCGUAUAAACAAUUUUUGGUUAGAAUAGUAUUACGAUAUUUAUAUCUGUAAUUCGGUGAAAAAAUGAGUUCCAUAGGCACAGGGAACAGUCAUAGGACUGAGAGGAAAAGAUGGCAUUGUAUUCGCUGUGGAAAAGAUAGUUACGUCAAAGCUCUAUGAGGUUGGCACGAACAAAAGAAUAUUCAAUAUAGAUCAACAUGUUGGUAUGGCAGUUUCUGGUUUGAUAUCAGAUGCCAGACAAAUCGUAGAGAUCGCUAGAUCAGAAGCAUCUAGUUACAAGUCUCAGUAUGGGAUCGGUAUCCCUUUGAAAUAUUUAAACGAAAGAGUUUCCAUGUACAUGCAUGCAUACACUUUAUAUUCAGCAGUCAGGCCUUAUGGCUGUUCCGUAAUUCUUGGUGCCUAUGAACACGAUGGUCCAGCUAUGUAUAUGAUAGAUCCUUCUGGAGUUUCGUACGGAUACUAUGGCUGCGCCGUUGGCAAAGCAAAACAGUCAGCAAAGACGGAAAUUGAAAAAUUGAAGUUAUCUGAAAUGACUUGUAACGAAUUAGUAAAAGAAGCAGCGCGUAUAAUCUACCUCGUUCACGAUGAAUUGAAAGACAAACAGUUCGAGCUUGAAAUGAGCUGGGUUGGUAAACACACGAACGGAAGGCACGAACGUAUACCAGCGGAUAUAAAAACCGACGCCGAGACAAAAGCGAAACAGGCAAUGGCGGAAGAUUCAGACAGUGAGACAGAAGACAUCAUUAACCCCGAAGAUCGUACCACAAACUGGAUCCCUACCUUCUUCGAUCACCUACUUUCAUCAUCCUCAGAGGGGAAUAUCCUUGCCCAAAGCAAUUAACUGUAUCAAGUCGACCAGGUUGGAAAAACAACAUGACAACAAUAUGAUAUAA
Messenger RNA from Heterotrigona itama, 987 nucleotides. Lineage: Eukaryota; Metazoa; Arthropoda; Insecta; Hymenoptera; Apidae. The record is from the annotation of a GenBank genome assembly.